AUGACCUUCAUCACUGAUGAAGACAAAUGCACAUUACAAAACUUCAGGGAGGUACUCGGUGAGAAAGUUUAUGACUACACUGUGAUCCUGUUCACACAUGAGGAGACACUGAAGAAAGAAGGUUUAGCUGACUUUGUGAAGAAGGAUGCAGCCAUAGAAGAUCUAGUUCAGAAAUGUGGACAAAGAUAUUAUUCCUUUAACAAUAAGGAUAAUGAGCAAGAGGUCAUGGAGCUGAUGGCGGGGAUAGAGAGCAUGGUAACGAGUAGAGCCAACUGCUGUUACCUUCCUGAGAUGUUCAUAGAAGCCCAAUUGGAGACACGGGUAAAAGACUUGGAGGCAAAGCACAAGGCAGCAUUGGUGCAGAGAGACAAGAGAAUUCAGGAACUGGAAGAAAAGACAGGAAGUCUGUCAAAAGAGGAAGUUGCUAAGGAUGACACAAGCUGUGUGAGGAUUGUACUGCUGGGAAAGACUGGAGCUGGGAAGAGUGCGACAGGGAACACCAUCCUGGGGAGAGAAGAGUUUUUGUCUGAAUGUAGUCCUCAAUCAGUAACAUCAUGUUGUAACAAAGGAAAAGGAGAAGUUGCUGGGAAGGAAAUAGCUGUGGUUGAUACUCCGGGAAUAUUUGAAACACAAUUUUCCGAAAAAGAGGUUCUGAGUGAAAUUGCAAAGUGCAUGUCCAUGUCAUCCCCAGGACCCCAUGUGUUCCUUCUGGUGCUGCAUGUGGGACGCUUCACUGAGGAAGAGUUGAAAGCGGUACGCUUAAUUAAGGAGCAUUUUGGUGAACAAGCUGACAAGUAUACAAUAGUUUUGUUUACCAGGGGAGAUGAGUUGGGAGAUCAAACCAUUGAGAAUUACUGUCAAAAACAUAUGGCUGUUAAAAAAUGUAUUAAUGACUAUGGAGAACGAUAUCAUGUCUUCAACAACAAAGAUAACAAUCGCAAGCAAGUCAUUGAGCUCAUGGAUAAAAUAAACAAGAUGGUGCAGGAGAAUGGAGGAAGCUACUACACUACUGACAUGUUUCAGAUGGCAGAUGCUGCUGUUAAACAAGAGCAGGAGAGGAUACUGAAGGAAAGAGAGCAGGAACUACAGAAAGAGAAGGAAGACCUCAGGACAAGUUAUGAGUUGGAACUGGCAAAGAUGAAUAAAAUAAUGGUGGAGGAACGACACCAGAUGGAGCAGGAAAAGCGGAUGAGGGACCUUUAUCUCAAGGAAAAAGAAGAAAGGUUACAGAAAGAGAUGGAGGAAACAAAAAGAAGAUAUGAUGAAGAAAGUCUAAAAAGACAAGAAGAGGACAGAAGAAGAAAAGAACUAGAGGAAAGACAAAGAAAAGAGUUGGAGAAACAACUGAAUGAAAUUGAACAAGAGAAGAAGAAACAAUGUUACGUGGCUCGGCGAGCGAAUCUAUCAGUUGCCUUCAACACUGUCAACUACCACAUCCUCCUGGUGGCCUUGGGAAUCACUGGAACAGCCCUAGAAUGGUUCUCCUCCUACGUCAGAGGCUCAGGUCCUCAGGACCAGGUCUCCUGGCAGAGUUCCACCUCCUCACCCUGGUUCCUGAAGACAGGUGUUCCACAGGGAUCAAUGGACAUCGCCCCAAAAUUCUCAGCAUGUCUCAUAGACAUCUUGGGCUGGAUCAACAAACAACAGCUCAAGCUGAACAUUGACAAGACUGAGUCUACAUCCCAGCAUACAUGA
Molecule: messenger RNA, 1695 nt
Organism: Megalops cyprinoides (Indo-Pacific tarpon)
Lineage: Eukaryota; Metazoa; Chordata; Actinopteri; Elopiformes; Megalopidae
Product: GTPase IMAP family member 4-like
Exons: 5
Coding region: 1-1695 (564 amino acids)
Molecular function (GO): GTP binding
Source: RefSeq, a predicted model, not a curated record